AACAGCACCAUGCCUGAGCCAGCCAAGACCGCCCCCAAGAAGGGCUCGAAGAAAGCCGUGACCAAGACCGCCGGCAAAGGAGGCAAAAAGCGCAGAAAGUCCAGGAAGGAGAGCUACGCCAUCUACGUGUACAAAGUCCUGAAGCAGGUUCACCCCGACACCGGCAUUUCAUCCAAGGCGAUGGGAAUCAUGAAUUCGUUCGUCAACGACAUCUUCGAGCGCAUUGCCGGUGAGUCCUCUCGUUUGGCUCACUACAACAAACGCUCCACCAUCACUUCCAGGGAGAUCCAGACCGCCGUGCGCCUGUUGCUGCCCGGUUUCAGCCAAUACUGUUUACCUCACUGAUGAUUCAAAUGUGGCCCUGUUCCCUGGAGGAGUUACUGGUGUUUUCAGUACAUUAGACCUUACACCUAAGGGUCACUAUGAGGUCCAUGGCGAAGACAUGGAUUCAACCCUAGUAGGCCCUAACAGCCACAGUGGGUUACUGGCCCCUCCACGGCCACCAAAACAUUUCAGAGAUCAGUUUACCUUGCUGAGGUGGCUGGUGGGAGGUUGAUUCCCAGUAGAAUGGUGGUGGUUUGUAUCUGGAGGGUGAAGCAUCCCUUCACUGGGAAUAAUAGAAAAAGUGCAAGAUGCCAUUGGCAAUUACAGUCCUAUAAUUUUGACAGAUGCCUAGGGCAGUGCCAUUCUGGAGUCAAAAGGAACAACAGGCGAGUCA
Molecule: messenger RNA, 718 nt
Organism: Clarias gariepinus (North African catfish)
Lineage: Eukaryota; Metazoa; Chordata; Actinopteri; Siluriformes; Clariidae
Product: histone H2B-like
Exons: 3
Coding region: 10-345 (111 amino acids)
Cellular component (GO): nucleosome
Molecular function (GO): structural constituent of chromatin; protein heterodimerization activity; DNA binding
Source: RefSeq, a predicted model, not a curated record